AGCCAAGGUGCCCAAUUUACCACAAUAUCACCAGUACAUGAAGUAACUAGGGCAGAAUUACAACUAGCUCAUACUGAACAAUUUAUCAGCGACAUUCAUUACAAAUCAAGCAUGAUAGCUCAAGCUGCCGAAAUGUACAUGCUACGCUUUGUGCCAAGCUCAUUUCUACAGUCAGCUCUGGUGACACCAUUUAAAUGGCACACAUCGGGCACUGUAUUGGCAGCGCAUAUGGCGUUGAAGUACGGGUGGGCUAUAAACCUGGGCGGGGGUUUCCAUCACGCCUCCAGUGCACGGGCACAGGGAUUUUGUUUUUUUGCCGAUAUCACCAUGGCCAUUCAAUAUUUGUGGAAGUAUGUGGAUGAGGAUCUUAAUUUUAUGAUAAUAGACUUAGACGCUCACCAAGGGAAUGGUUAUGAGCUAGAUAAAUUUAUAAUGUCAUUACGUCAAAAGAAAAAGGUGUAUGUCUUAGAUGCUUAUAAUAAGGAUAUUUAUCCCAUGGACGAAAUGGCUCAAAACUUUAUUAAUACCAAGGUGGAAUUAUUGCCAAAUACGAGUGAUGAUGAAUAUCUCAAACAAAUAAAUGAAUCAAUUGGUAAAGCAUUAAAAGAAUUUUCUCCAAGCUUAAUUAUAUAUAAUGCGGGGUCAGAUAUAUUAAAUGGUGACCCAUUGGGUGGUCUUAAUAUAACUGAGCAAGGACUUUUUGAAAGGGAUCGAGUAGUGUUUAAUUUUGCAAAAAAUUAUGGUAUACCUAUUGUUAUGUUAACA
Molecule: messenger RNA, 765 nt
Organism: Oppiella nova
Lineage: Eukaryota; Metazoa; Arthropoda; Arachnida; Sarcoptiformes; Oppiidae
Source: the annotation of a GenBank genome assembly